CCCUAAUCGGCCAUUACAGAACGUAGGUUAGUCGAGCAUUUCAUGCAUCUGUUGUGUGCGUAGACCGGUUUCCAAGCCCGUCUUCUCAUCCCUCUCUUCAAUUUUAAGUCAAUUUCAUCACGGUUCACUUGGCCCCUUCAAUCCCCUCCCCAACUCGCCCACCACGGCCAAAUCAAAGAACAAGAGCAAGAACAAAAAGCCUGCCGGCUCCCACCCCGGCAGCGGCCAUCCAAAACCACCAUCAGCAUCACAAUCAUCUUCCACCUCCCCCGCCCACGCCGAAGCCUCCGUGUCAGGCGGAUCCAGCCCCACCACCACCAUAGCCAGCACCAUGGAUUUUGACACGGCCGCCUCCCACUGCCCACCGACAGCCGCGCGCAAGCAGGCCGCCAACGUCGAUGCCUUCCUGUCCAAGCCGGGCAUUGCGCGCGCAAACAUUGCCGCGUCGACCGCGGCGCCGGAUGGUAGCCCCGAGUCGGUGGUCAAGUACAAAGAUUACACGGUGCUCCAGCAGCACGUCCUGUUCUGGGACCGCGACGCCGACGGGCUGAUCUCUCCGUGGGACACCUACAUCGGCUUCCGGGACCUCGGGUUCAACGUGCUGUUCUCGCUGCUCGCGAUGCUCAUCGUCAAUGUCAACUUCUCCUACCCGACGCGGCUGGCCGUGUCGUGGUGGCCGGACCCGUUGUUCCGCGUGUACGUGGGCGGGAUCCAUAAGGCGAAGCACGGCUCCGACUCCGGCACGUACGACAAGGAGGGCCGCUUUGUGCCGCAGAUGUUCGAGGACAUGUUCUCCAAGUGGGACGUCCACAACUCCGGCUCGCUGUCGGCGGGUGAGCUGUGGCGCAUGAUUAAGGGCCAUCGGCUGGCCGCCGAUCCGUUCGGGUGGGGCGCUGCCAUCUUCGAGUUUGGCACCACCUGGCUGCUGUUGCAGAAGAAUGGACGUGUGUCCAAGGAGGAUCUCCGGCAGACCUAUGAUGGUACCAUCUUCUGGAAGAUCAAGGAGGCCCGGGAGUCCGGAAAGGGCUGGAACAAGGGCUUUGGUCUACGAGACCUCAUCGCCAUAGGCCAGAGAAAGUCCAAGAGCCACGUCAUGUAGCUAGUUGGAUGUGGGUUUUAGACCUGGGCUAACGGGAUGUGCUGCACCUCGGGUCUCGUGAGCGGGGUGCCGAGCUGACCGAUGGGUUUCUUCUCAGGGGCUAAUGAAGUGAAUUGGUUGCAGGAAGGCAGAUGAUACCUUCAGAGAUGGGUCGUUGUCACCAGCUGGAUGAAGCAAAGUAAAAGUUAAAUGGCUUGGAAGAUCUCGGCACACAGAUCAGAUUGGUGCAACCGCGGUAUUAGCCAACUCAUCGGCCCAACCUGAGAGUAUACAUGGGGUGGCCGGCACACCUUCAAUGUCUCCCUCUCGUCCUCGUGGAGUCAGCAGUCCCUUGACAUUCCCGUUCCAUCAUGCCCGAGUGGUUCCCCCCGCGUGAUCGGAGGAAUCUAGCG
This is a messenger RNA of Thermothielavioides terrestris NRRL 8126, 1491 nucleotides long. RefSeq lists its product as uncharacterized. The coding region runs from base 332 to 1099 and encodes 255 amino acids. Lineage: Eukaryota; Fungi; Ascomycota; Sordariomycetes; Sordariales; Chaetomiaceae. Gene Ontology annotation, molecular function: monooxygenase activity; calcium ion binding. The transcript has 5 exons. The record is from RefSeq and is a predicted model, not a curated record.